AUGUCCUCAGCCUCAGUCCCUAGAUCCGCCAUCCGCGCAUUGUCGCGAGCCAGACCCUCCGUGCGCCCCCGCACCGCGCAACGGCUCGCCACAUCCCAACCUGCGCCGCGCUGCCUCUCUCAGGUUGCCAGUCCUAUCACCUCCGUACGCCACAGGCCGAGCCCUGUAUCUCCUCGUAAUGCGUUCCGCAUUGGAGUCAGCGAGAGCCGCCGGACAAUGUUCAUCCAAACCGAGAACACUCCCAACCCCGACGCCCUCAAAUUCAACCCUAACACACGCGUUCUUCCUGAGGGCUUCCCCUCUACUUUCCUCGAGUACAUGUCGCCUCGCUCCACUCUUCAGCCGCCGCACCCCUCGCCGCUUGCCGCUAAGCUACUCAACGUCGACGGCAUCACAUCCGUUUUCUUCGGUGCCGAUUAUAUCACUGUUACCAAGGACAGCUCUGUCCCCUGGGCGCAUUUAAAGCCUGAGGUGUUCAGCCUGAUCAGCGAGUUUGUGGCAUCGGGACAGGCCAUGGUGAACAUCACGCAAGGCAAUGCAGGUGAAGGGCAGGAAACGGAGCAGGAUAGCUUGGCUUUCGAUGAGAAUGAUGAUGAGGUCGUUGGAAUGAUCAAGGAACUGCUGGAGACACGCAUUCGCCCAGCGAUCCAAGAAGAUGGUGGCGAUAUCGAGUUCCGGGGCUUCCAUGAUGGCCAGGUUCUGCUCAAGCUGAGGGGUGCAUGCCGGACGUGCGACUCCUCUACUGUCACCCUAAAGAACGGCAUUGAAAGCAUGCUGAUGCAUUACAUUGAGGAGGUCCAGGGUGUGCAGCAGGUUAUGGAUGAGGAGGAAGAGGUCGCCAUGAAGGAGUUUGCUAAAUUUGAGGAGAAGCUCCGCCAACAGAAGGGUCCCGAUGCGGCACCGACGACGGUCGGUAAGGGCAGCCUGGACUUCGUCGAAUAAAACACACAAUGGUAGUUGGGCCGUUUGAGAAUUAAAGGUGGUCGCGUCCGGAUUGAAGUUUACUACGUAGAGCACCAACACACAGUCUAAGAUACCAACGCUAAAAGCGUAAUGGAGAUAAUGCCAAACAUUCAUUUGUCAUAGUUGUGUUGUUAUUAUACACGGAGUAUGAUAAAAUGUAUGUUCGUCUAAG
This is a messenger RNA of Aplosporella prunicola CBS 121167, 1135 nucleotides long. RefSeq lists its product as uncharacterized. NCBI's taxonomy places the organism in Eukaryota, Fungi, Ascomycota, Dothideomycetes, Botryosphaeriales, Aplosporellaceae. Gene Ontology annotation, molecular function: iron-sulfur cluster binding; iron ion binding. Bases 1 to 942 code for a protein of 313 amino acids. The record is from RefSeq and is a predicted model, not a curated record. Gene Ontology annotation, cellular component: mitochondrion. The transcript is spliced from 2 exons. Gene Ontology annotation, biological process: iron-sulfur cluster assembly.